AUGGCAUCGCCAUCACCAUUCCUCAUCACCGAGCAUGUCAUUGACUCUCAGCAUGUCCGGGAAUAUCCCCGGGCGACAAGAACGGGCGAUGACGCUCUGAAGCUAAUGGUCAAGCAAUAUACCCCAAAAUCAAAUCCUCAUCCCCAGCCAGGUGACCUGACCAUCAUUGGAGCUCAUGGAAGUGGGUUUCCCAAGGAACUUUACGAACCGAUCUGGGAAGGGGUCCUCUCACAACUAAGUGACAAGGGAAUACGUGUCCGGUCAAUCUGGAUAGCCGACAUUGCAAACCAAGCCGCGAGCGGGGUCUUGAACGGGGAAUACCUGGGAAACGACCCAUCAUGGUUUGACCAUGCGCGAGACCUUCUUUACAUGAUCAACCACUUCAAGCGGGAUAUGCCACGCCCGAUUGUUGGGAUCGGUCAUAGUCUCGGAGCAGGCCAACUAGUUCUUCUAUCAAUGAUGCACCCACGCUUGUUGACCUCUCUGGUGCUCAUUGAACCAGUCAUCGAGAAGGACGUCUAUACCGGAAAGGGGCCAAUCUUCGUCAAACUCUCCCUAGACAAGAAGGAUACAUGGGAAUCUCGUGAAAAAGCCGCUUCCCAUUUUAAGAAGCAGUUCAAGACCUGGGAUCCGAAGGUACUCGAGCGCUGGCUGCAAUACGGUCUGCGCAGCCUUCCCGAUUCGGAUGCCGUUACCCUCACGACCUCCCGCAGUCAAGAGGUGAUGUACUACAUGCGUCCUAACUUUGACAAUCGGAAACGAUUAAGCUCGAAGAAUGACCCUUCUGCCAUGAGCGAUCACGAUCCUUGCUUCCAUGCCGACAUCAUCGGUCCCGCCCAUGCGGUAUAUCCCUUCUAUCGCAACGAGCCGAUUUUGCUGUGGCACUUAUUACGACACGUCCGGCCGUCCGUCCUUUACCUCUUUGGUGAUCGUAGCCCUGUCUCAACACCGGAUCUUCGCGAAGAGAAGUUGACACGGACUGGUACGUGCAUCGGAGGCAGUGGUGGUUGGAAAAAUCAUCGGGUGAAGGAGAUCACAAUUCCUCGGACGGGACACCAACUUCCCUUUGAGAACGUGUCUCGAAUUUGCGAGGAGACGGCAGGCUGGCUCAAACAAGAGGUUGUCCGAUGGUCUGAGGAUGAAGCGCGCAUACUCGAAGGUUGGUUGGAUGAUACACCGGAAACACGAGCUUCGGUCCCCAAGGGUUGGCAGGAGCACCUCAAUGCCUGUCUAUCCCAGGCCACCGAAAUGCCUAAGGCGCAGUCAAAAUUAUGA
Molecule: messenger RNA, 1275 nt
Organism: Penicillium brasilianum
Lineage: Eukaryota; Fungi; Ascomycota; Eurotiomycetes; Eurotiales; Aspergillaceae
Source: the annotation of a GenBank genome assembly